GGACCGAUCCACCGCCCUCCCCCCUCCUCCCUCUUCCAUUCUUCCUCCCCCGUUUCGGGGAGAGACGCCAACGAGAAAAGAGGGAGCAGGCAGCGAAAGGAAUCGCCUCCACGUCCUCGGUAGCGCUGAAUCGCGCGUCAAAUUCCUUGUUUUGCCGCGGAUUUGGUGCUGCAACUUUUCUAUAAUUUUUUUUUGUUUUUUGUUUUUGGUAAGGGGGACAUUGGCGCGGUCUCCUGUACUUGGAUUAUCUGCAUUUUUGUUUCCCCCCAAUUUCUCCGGCUCAAUUUCUUCACGGAUUUGGGAGUCGAGGCUAGGGGGCUCUCCAUUGCUGGUUUUGCUCGCUUUGCAUGCCGAUCUUCUUUGCCUUGGUCGCCCCCGAAAUUCCCGCAAGUUUGUGAUUCUUUCUGAGCUUCCUCGCCUGAGCUCGCGCAUUUCCGAGCGUCUACAGGUGUCUGUUGCACAAGCUCUCUCUUGUUGCUCCAAUUUCACGCGUUCUGCAUGCAUGUAUUCCCCGAAGGAGGUGGCAUUCUGGAGCUGUUGCAAAAUUCUGAAUUGUUGUCCAAUGUCCAUCCCGAGAAAUUUCUGAGGGGGGAGAAGAAUUGCUGUUGCAUUUCCCAGGGCAGCUGUAUUGACAUGGUCGCAGUAGUGUAGGAGGCAGACAAGAUGAGGCACUGUUGGAGCGCAUGGCUCCUGGCCCUGUGCCUCGUCUCCGUUCAGCUCCUCGUUGCAGCACAGAACUUGUCACCGCCAGCCUUGACACCGCCCCUUGUCAAAGAAGUAGACGAUCUGGUGGAUCAUGUAUGGACCUCAUGUGGGCUAGACAGGGGAUCUCUUGAAGACGUUAGAAAACAUUUCAAUUACAACCACGUAUUUGACAUUCUCCGUACGCUCUCUGGAAAAGAUACUAAGGACAGCUCUCCUGAAACUGAAAAUGUCAGCAAAGCACUGCCUCCACAAAUUAAGAACACUUUGCUUAACUGCUUAAGCAAGCAUCCACUUGUUGUUGCUGCGCAGGAGAGUGCAAAAAACUUGCCUAUUGAUUAUAUCAAAAUGCUUAUUGCCAUGUUAAGAAGCGAUGUGGCUCAAGGACCUCCUGGUGCAUCAGCAACUCCUGCACCACCACCAGCUGUGAAAUCAAAUCCAUCUUUAGGGGAACCGUCCUCAACAAAACCUGACAAAAAUCCAGUUCCUCCAUCAGAAACAACACCCAAAGAAAAGACAGUGCCCCAAACUGAAAAAACAGCUGCCAAAAAGGAAGAUAACAGUGGCAUGCCAACCACUGCUCUCAUUGGUUUGUCUGUGUCUGCUAUAGCGCUGUUAGCUCUUCUAUGCUUAUGCUGCUGUGUUUGCCGUGCAAAACAGGGCUCCUCAUCUGAUGUAAGGGAUGAUAAACUGCUUGUGAAUCUGAACCUGAGUAAUUUGUCUGCUGCUUCUCUUAAGUUUUCCCAAGGAAACCCGAUUGAUAUCAACAAGCUGGGAGCACUGCCGCUGAAGUCAGAGGCUGGCCAAAAUGGCAAUGUCAAACAAAGCUCAUCAGAAAUCUCUAAAACUGAGGUUACCCCAGCAGUGUACAACAGUUUGGCUGAACCAAUGGCUGCUUCUACUGGUUCUUUCCCAGGAUCAAGACCAACAGCUCCACCAGCUGUACCACCUCCAGCCCCUGCACCUCCGAAGGCCCCUCCCUCAUCAACUCCACAAGCACCUGCACCUCUGAAGGCUCCUCCCUCAUCAACUCAAGUACCUGCACCUCUGAAGGCUCCUCCCUCAUCAACUCCUCAAGCACCCACACCACAUUCAAAACCUACUCCAAUUCUUCACCCUGAAUCCUCAUCACCAUCUGCUCCAAAAGCUGCACCUUCACCAAUAGAUGCACCGCAGCCAAAAGCUGCACCUCCACCUCCACCACCAAAAUCUACCGGCCCACCACCACCAGCAAUGCCUGGUUCAUCGAAAACGCGUCCACCACCACUUAUGAAGAAAUCAGGCAAUAAGAUGGAUGAUGGCGCAAAUUCUCAUGAAGCUAAAACAAAGCUAAAGCCCUUCUUUUGGGAUAAAGUAACAGCACAUGCUAAUCAGUCUAUGGUGUGGGAUCACCUCAAGUCUGGAUCGUUCCAGUUUAAUGAGGGUAAGAUGGAAAGCCUUUUUGGUUAUAACUCUGUGGACAAAACAGGCGGUGAUGGCAAGAAAGAUUUAUUAUCUAAGGAUGUUCCUCAGUUUGUGAGGAUACUUGACCCUAAGAAGGCACAGAACCUUGCGAUAUCAUUAAGGGCUUUGAGUGUUUCACCAGAGGAAGUAUGUAGUGCAGUUAAGGAAGGAAAUGAACUUCCACCGGACUUGAUAGACACCCUACUAAAGUGGACCCCAAGCAAUGAUGAGGAGCUUAGGCUUCGACUGUACACUGGGGAACUGUCUCAGCUUGGUCCUGCAGAGCAAUUCCUAAAAGCAAUUAUUGAUAUUCCAUAUAUUUUCCAACGCUUGGAUGCAUUACUUUUCAUGUCCAAUCUACCAGAGGAAGCUUCAAAUGUGAAACAUUCUUUUGCUACUUUAGAGGUGGCUUGCCAAGAGCUUAAAAACAGCCGACUUUUCUUGAAGCUGCUUGAAGCGGUCCUUAAAACAGGAAACCGGAUGAAUGUCGGCACAUUCCGUGGAGGAGCUCAGGCUUUUAAACUUGACACGCUCCUUAAGUUAUCUGAUGUCAAAGGAACUGAUGGGAAGACAACACUUCUGCAUUUUGUAGUUCAAGAAAUCAUUCGUUCUGAAGGUAUCCGUGCUACAAGGGCUGCAAAAAAGCAGGAUUGUAGUGUAUCCAGUGUGGAUGCCAAUGAUACUGACGGUAAUAAUAUGCAAACUGAAGAUGAUUACAAACAACUUGGGCUGAAAGUUGUAUCCAAUUUAGGUGAUGAGCUACAAAAUGUCAGGAAGGCAGCAAUCCUGGAUGCAGAUCAAUUGACAAUGUCAGUAGCAAGCCUUGGCCACAAGCUUGGCAAAACCAAAGAAUUCCUUAACACGAGCAUGAAAAGUCUGGAUGAAGACAGCAGGUUUCACCACAAGCUGAAGCAUUUCGCAGAGCAGUCUCAAACUGAUGUUGCUUUGUUGCUAGAGGAAGAGAAGAAAAUACGGUCCUUGGUCCGGGGCACUGUUGAUUAUUUCCAUGGGAGUACAGGGAAAGACGAGGGCCUGCGGUUGUUUGUGGUAGUGCGAGAUUUCCUUGCAAUGCUGGAGAAGGUUUGCAAAGAAGUGAAAGAAGCAUCAAAAGUGGCUCCAAAGAAAACAAAGACCCCUCAACCACCCCAAGCAUCUUUCAAUGAUCCCAGGCGCAAGCUAUUCCCAGCAAUUCAAGACCAAAGGACAGACAGUUCAAGCUCAAGCUCUGAUGAAGACGAUUAGCAAGGAACCGGUUGUCUUCCCCUCCAAAGUGCACUGAAUGGACCCUUCCAAACAAUAGUGCGGUGAUACAAAAUAAAUGAAAGUUGAUGGGGAAUGAUUAAUCAACGCUAUUUUGGCCAUUCACUGAUCGACAAUCAAAUUGGGAAACCUGGGCACCUGGCCUGACUUUACACACUGUUGUGUUGGUAAUGGCAAAUCAUCAGACCUGAUCUGGCAUUCUUGGCCAAGGGGGUUGUUUGGCACUCUAUCCCAUCGAGCAAGAAGGAUGAUCAUGGUCGAGACAGCACCUAUCUGAAAGGUGACUGGAGGAAAAUGGGCAAUUCAAAGGAAAUGGAAGAAAACUGACUCUAGUUUAGAGCCGGUGUAAAUGCAGGAGGUAGUCUGACUAAUACUGUUCUUCUGUUCACUGUACAAAUGUACCAUUGUACAAAACACAAAACACAGAGAAAUGCAGCGCAGACUUGUGAAUCCGAUGGCUUUGUUUGUAAUUUCACAAUACCCUUGCAAACAAACCAACACAAAGUGUAACAAGAAGUUUGUUCCAUCAUUUAUGCA
Messenger RNA from Sorghum bicolor (sorghum), 3942 nucleotides. RefSeq names its product formin-like protein 11. Gene Ontology annotation, molecular function: actin filament binding. Bases 664 to 3387 code for a protein of 907 amino acids. NCBI's taxonomy places the organism in Eukaryota, Viridiplantae, Streptophyta, Magnoliopsida, Poales, Poaceae. The transcript has 6 exons. Gene Ontology annotation, biological process: actin nucleation; actin cytoskeleton organization. The record is from RefSeq and is a predicted model, not a curated record.